AUGUUAGCUGCUAGAAGUUCGUUAAAAAGUGUUUAUGGUCGCCAAACGCCUGCAUUCGCCAAGGUUGCCGUUGGCCGAUUCCAAUCCAACACGGCCAGUGCCCCCACUGGGCCUGUGAUUGGUAUCGACUUGGGAACCACCAACUCGGCCGUGGCGGUGAUGGAGGGCAACACCCCUAAAAUCUUGGAGAACUCCGAGGGAGGCAGAACCACCCCCUCGAUUGUUGCUUUCACCAAGGACAAUGAGAGAUUGGUUGGUAUUCCAGCUAAGCGCCAGGCCGUCGUCAACCCGGAAAACACCUUGUUUGCCACCAAGCGUUUGAUUGGAAGAAGAUUCGACGACAAGGAGGUUCAGAGGGACUUGGACCAAGUGCCUUACAAGAUCACCAAGCACAAGAACGGCGAUGCGUGGUUGGAGGCUAGAGGCGAGCAGUACUCGCCCCAGCAGAUUGGUGGGUUUGUCUUGAACAAGAUGAAGGAGACUGCCGAGGCUGCCUUGGGUAAGAAAAUCAAUAGUGCUGUUGUGACCGUGCCCGCGUACUUUAACGACGCCCAGAGACAAGCCACUAAGGAUGCCGGUAAGAUUGUGGGGUUGAACGUGUUGAGAGUCGUUAACGAACCUACUGCUGCCGCCUUGGCCUAUGGUUUGGAAAAGAAGGACGGUGAAGUUGUUGCUGUGUUCGAUUUGGGUGGAGGUACCUUUGAUAUUUCCAUCUUGGACAUUGGCGCUGGUGUCUUUGAAGUCAAGUCGACAAAUGGUGAUACCCACUUGGGUGGUGAAGAUUUCGAUAUUGCGUUGGUUAAGUACAUUGUUGACAACUUUAAGAAGGAAACCGGCAUUGACUUGUCCAAGGACAGAAUGGCCAUUCAACGUAUUAGAGAAGCUGCUGAAAAGGCCAAGAUUGAAUUGUCCUCAACCGUUUCCACUGACAUCAACUUGCCUUUUAUCACCGCCGAUGCCUCGGGUCCAAAACACAUUAACCAAAAAGUCACUAGAGCUCAAUUUGAAAACUUGGUUGAACCAUUGAUCAAAAAAACCAUUGAACCUUGUAAAAAGGCUUUGAAAGAUGCUGGAUUGACUGCAUCCGAUAUCUCAGAAGUCAUUUUGGUUGGUGGUAUGUCGAGAAUGCCCAAGGUUGUUGAAACCGUCAAGUCCAUCUUUGGCAAAGAGCCUUCGAAAGCAGUUAACCCAGAUGAAGCUGUGGCUAUGGGUGCUGCUAUCCAAGGUGGUAUCUUGGCCGGUGAAGUCAAAGACGUUGUCUUGUUGGAUGUCACUCCUUUGUCCUUGGGUAUUGAAACCAUGGGUGGUGUCUUUGCUAGAUUGAUUGCUAGAAACACCACCAUCCCAGCUAAGAAAUCCCAAAUUUUCUCCACCGCUUCAGCUGGUCAAACUUCGGUUGAAAUCAGAGUUUUCCAAGGUGAAAGAGAAUUGACCAGAGACAACAAGUUGAUUGGUAACUUUACCUUGUCCGGUAUCCCACCUGCACCAAAAGGUGUUCCACAAAUUGAAGUCACUUUUGACAUUGACACCGAUGGUAUCAUCAAGGUUUCCGCUAGAGACAAGGCCUCCAACAAGGAUGCAUCCAUCACCGUUGCUGGCUCAUCGGGUCUUUCCGACGCUGAAAUUGAAAAGAUGGUCAACGAUGCCGAGAAGUUUGCCGAGUCUGAUAAAGCUAGACGUGAAGCCAUUGAGACCGCCAACAGAGCAGACCAAUUGUGUAACGACACCGAAAACUCAUUAAACGAACACAAGGAGAAAUUGUCCACCGAGGCUGCCGACAAAGUCAAAGACUUGAUUGCUAAAUUGAGAGAAGUUGUCUUGAAAGCACAAGCUGGCGAAGAAGUUGAAGCCGACGAAAUCAAGACCAAGACUGAAGAAUUACAAAAUGAAGCCAUCAACUUAUUCAAAGACCUUUACAAAGACGGAGGUGAUUCAUCAUCUUCUUCUUCUUCAAAUGAAGAACCACCAAAGAACUAA
Lodderomyces beijingensis is the source of this 1977-nucleotide messenger RNA. The record is from the annotation of a GenBank genome assembly. Lineage: Eukaryota; Fungi; Ascomycota; Pichiomycetes; Serinales; Debaryomycetaceae.